AUGCGUGGCUUUAGGGAGGCCUUGAGUUAUAGUGAGUUGAUUGAUUUAGGGUUCCAGGGUGCUAAAAUGACUUGGUGGAACUCUGAGACUCAACUCUGGUUGGAUCGAGCGGUGGCUACGGCAAGUUGGAGUGAUGUUUUUGGAUUUUCUAGGGUUAAGCAUCUUGCUCCUAGUGAUUCUGAUCACACACCCAUAUUGCUUCAAGCUAGCAGUGUGCCGUUGCCAAAGAGACCAAGAAGACAUAGAUUCAAAUUUGAAUCUUUUUGGCUCCAGCAUGAGGAGUGUGAUCCUUUGGUGCUAGAGAAGUGGCAAACUGAUUUUGAAGGAGUCCCAAUGUUUGCUUUGACUAGAAAGAUCAUGUGUACAAGGCGUGCCCUGGAAUCUUGGCAGCAACAAACCUUCAGAUUUCGGCAGCAACAAAUGAUUGAAGUUCAAGGGCGAUUGGAAUUCUUGAUGGGAGAGCAAUUGACCGUGGAACUUCAUGAAGAAAAUAAAACUCUUAUGGCUUCACUGCAAGACCUGUUAUCACAAGAAGAGGCCUUUUGGAAACAACGAGCUAAGGUAAUAUGGUUGCAAGAAGGUGACCGAAAUAGUGGUUUUUUUCACCAAAAAGCAGCGAAUAGAAAGAGGAAAAAUGCUCUUUUGGGUUUGUUUGAUGCUGAUGGAAUUUGGAGAGAUGAUGAUGAUGGUAUGGAAAGUGUGGUGACUUCUUACUUUUCGAAAAUGUUUACUUCCUCAGCUCUAGAUAGUGAGGCGGUGGAUCUCACUCUGGCUGCAAUCCAGCCUUGUGUUACUGCUGAGAUGAACAAACAAUUGUGUGAGCAAUACACAGAGGAGGAGGUGCGAUGUGCUUUAUUCCAAAUGUAUCCGACUAAGUCCCCUGGACCUGACGGUAUGCCACCUUUAUUUUUCCAACACUAUUGGGAUUCUAUUGGUAAAGAUGUGAUUGCUGCUGUUCAAAGCUUUUUGCAUACAGGAUUAUUACUUAAACAAAUAAACUUCACGCAUGUUUGUUUGAUUCCCAAAGUGAAAAAUCCAGAGACUAUGGGGGAUUUGCGACCGAUUGCUCUUUGUAACGUAAUCUACAAGUUAUGUUCUAAGGUAAUUGCUAACAGAUUGAAGGUGUUUUUGCCUUCUCUUAUCUCUUCCUUUCAAAGUGCAUUUGUGCCAGGAAGAUUGAUUACAGACAAUAUUUUAGUGGCAAAUGAAGUCGCUCACUUUGUGCAUAACAAGAGGGCAGGUCAGGAUGGGUACAUGGCUCGGAAAUUAGAUCUUAGUAAGGCUUAUGAUCGAAUGGAAUGGGCUAUUUUACGCAAAGUGUUGGUGCGGUUUGGUUUUGCACAGAAUUGGAUUGAUGUUGUUAUGCAGUGUGUUACCUCAGUAAGGUAUUCCUUUCUGGUCCGGGGUAAACCUAGAGGCUAUGUGAUUCCUUCUAGGGGUUUGAGGCAAGGUGAUCCUCUUUCCCCUUAUUUAUUUCUAUUUGGCCUGGAGGGCUUCUCUGCAUUGCUGCAACAGAAACAGCGUUUAGGAUUGCUUCCUGGUAUUGCUAUUUGCCAGAAUCCCCCGAGAGUGAAUCAUCUGUUAUUUGCAGAUGAUAGUAUGCUUUAUGCGCAAGCUACCCCUGAGGCCUGCUUUCAUUUUAAACAUCGAGGUGAUCAAAGUCCUACAUACGUGGGACGUAAGAAAACUGCUACAUUUGAAUAUAUCAAGGAGAGACUUGGGGAGAAGCUGAAACUUUGGCAAGGAAAAUUGCUCAGCGGUGCUGGGAAAGAUAUUUUAAUUCGAGUUGUCGCUCAGGCUCUUCCUAAUUAUGCUAUGAGUGUGUUCCAACUUACAAAAAAAAUUUGUGAGGACCUUGAGCAAAUGUGUGCAAGGUUUUGGUGGGGAAGUUCCUCCGAUAAACGCAAAAUCCAUUGGAAGAAGUGGGAUGAUUUGUGUCAUGCUAAAGAAGUAGGUGGACUGGGGUUCAGAAGCUUAUCUGAAUUUAAUAUGUCUAUGCUUGCCAAGCAAGCUUGGAGGGUGAUUUCAAACCCUGAGUCUUUGGUGGCACAGUUGUAUAAAGCACGUUAUUAUCCAGAUGGCAAUUUUUGGAAUGCUGAUGCGCAUGCUACACCUUCUUACUCUUGGCGUAGUCUAUUUGCUACAAGGGAGUUUAUUCAAACUGGUGCUUUUUGGCAGGUGGGGACUGGACAUAAUGUUUCGGUAUGGAACGAUGCUUGGAUACCCAAGCUACCUUCUCAUAAACCUCAGGUUGCUUUAGUGAGUCAACCAGAUGUACAGACAGUGAAUGAACUGAUUAUACCUCCCAAUAAUUGGGAUGAGCACAAGGUACGCUCCAUCUUUGUUCCUGAUGAGGCUGCAGCUAUUCUUUCUAUUCCCUUGACUACUAGGCAACCCGAAGAUAGACUGACAUGGCAUUUGGAGAAAAAAGGUAUGUUUACUGUCAAAUCGGCUUACCGUUCUGCUAAGAUGCCUAGUUCUGCUAAGGUCACUGCUUGGAAAAUUUGUCAUAACAUUUUGCCCGCUAUGGAUCGAUUAGAUUCUAGACAUGUGGAAUUGGAGUCUCAAGUUUGCGUGUUGUGCAAUGUUGAAACUGAAACUAUUAUUCAUAUAUGCCGUAACUGUACUUUUACAAGGGAUGUUUUUAGCUCUAAUGCCAGCAUAAUGGGGUGUUGUUUGGGGUCUGCUACUGAUGAGUUGGAUGCCUUGAGUUGGUUACAUUAUUGCUCUGACAAAUUAUCUAAGACUACUUUUACUCGGCUGUUAUUUUUGAUUUGGGGAAUAUGGAAAGAAAGGAAUGCUAGAGUAUGGGAUCAUAAAAUCACCUCAGCUUGUGAUAUAGCUCUCAUGUCUACUAGCAGACUCAGUAAUUUUAUUUUUCACAACUCCAAGGUGCAACGAGUUCAAGGUGUGGGACGACAUAUGAAAUGGAAGGCACCUCCUCAAGGUUGGGUGAAGUUGAAUUUUGAUGGGGCCUAUAAUGUUGGGACUGGACGAGCUGCUGUGGGUUUUUUGGAAGCAGUUUCUUUUGCGGUGGAGCAGGCUUUACAACCUAUUAUUUUUGAGACAGACUGCUUGGUCGUGCAGCAGCAGUUGGCUCAUAGAGAUGUUCAGAACACAUCAAUGCUUGGGAGACUUUAUGAUGAUGUCAAUGCUGAGUUACAAAUCAUGACCAGUUCAAGAUUGGUUUAUACUAGGAGGGAAGCAAAUAAAGAUGCGCAUACUCUGGCAGCUUAUGCUGCUGCACAAGACCAGAAUUUCUUUUUUUCUUCUAGUCCUUCUUUUAUUCAAUAUGUAAUUGAUGCUGAAAAGCAUGAUGUACCCUGA
Messenger RNA from Rosa rugosa (rugosa rose), 3327 nucleotides. RefSeq lists its product as uncharacterized. The record is from RefSeq and is a predicted model, not a curated record. The coding region runs from base 1 to 3327 and encodes 1108 amino acids. Gene Ontology annotation, molecular function: RNA-DNA hybrid ribonuclease activity; nucleic acid binding. The transcript has 3 exons. NCBI's taxonomy places the organism in Eukaryota, Viridiplantae, Streptophyta, Magnoliopsida, Rosales, Rosaceae.